Messenger RNA from Sturnus vulgaris (Common starling), 3515 nucleotides. Lineage: Eukaryota; Metazoa; Chordata; Aves; Passeriformes; Sturnidae. The record is from RefSeq and is a predicted model, not a curated record.
UACAAUCCUUAUCCUGCUUGCGAUUUUCCUUCUCCGAGGGGAUAUCUGAAAGCAUGCACCAGAGAUGCGGAUUCGUUACUUUUUUCUGUAUCGAUGCCCUGCUAGGUUCAGCUGUGGAUUUGCGGGUGAGCCGCGCCACGCCUGGGCAACGAGCAGAUCCUGCGCUGAUUGUGCUCCCUCGUGUAGAAACCUUUGCUUCCAGCUGUUCUAAACAAAAGAUUGAAGACCUACCAGUCAGAAAGCACUGAAGCACCUUCUUACUUAUUUAACCUUCCACCGUCAGAAUAGAACUACCUAGGCUACAUGGAAGAAGUUGGUGUAGUGGAAGGUUGAUUAGUCUCUAUGAAACCUCAGUGAGUUGCUCGUGCAGAGCCUAUUUAGACUGAGCAUUGAAUGCUAUUACAUUUUAACCGGCAUUUAUUUUAUAAGGGUUUUUCUAUGCCAGUUGUCAAAUAUAACCUGGAAGCAAGUUACAGCUGGGAGUGAGUGGUUAUUCCACAGCUUCAGCUUGGGUGUCAGCCUUGUAACAGAGGAACACCUCCCUCCUACAGCCAGAGAACAAGAAGCUCUUGGGCUGCAGAUCAAGAAAUAUGCAUGAACCACUGUGCUGUCUCCAUUAAUAGUUGUAAUAAGUUACUGCAGGGACUCUUCCCAGUUAAAACAGAAAGAGGCAAAGAUCUGAAUGUGGAAGAUGUUCAAAAGAAAAGGAAAUUCAGACCUUGAGGUCAUGUAGUACAGUUUUUUUGCUCAGAGCAGGGCUAACUUCAAUUAUAGACUGGGUUGUUUGGAGCUUCUGCCAAAUCUGGUCUUUUUUGUAGUCUUGUGUUUAGAGAAGGAACGGCAUUUCAAAUUUAUUUAAAACUUUUAUUUAUUAAAAGGCAGAAAGACUGUUGGUUCCAGCAACAUGGAGAAUGAUGUCAGCUUUAAGUUCCAUCAGCAGCUUCUCUCUAUUAGUGAAAAUCUGGUGACUGAAGAUGUAGUAGCUUUAAAAUUUCUCUGUACUGACUUGCUCCAACUCAGUAAACUAGAAGGUGUGAAGUCAGCAGCAGACAUCUUCAAGCUUCUUAUGGCUCAAGAAUAUCUGAAUGCAGAAGACACUUUCCUACUAGCUGAACUAUUAUACAGAAUUAAAUGUCACUCCUUGCUCGAAAAACUUGGUUACACCAAGGAAAAAGUACAAGAACAUCUGCAUGAGAAGGGAAGAGUAUCUCCAUACAGGCAGAUGCUGUAUGAAUUGUCAGAGAACAUCACCAGUGAGAUGUUGGAGCAAAUCAUAUUCCUCCUGCAAGACCAUCUUCCAAAGCGAUGGAAAAUUUCUUCUGCUUUAGAUUUGCUGACUUUAUUGGAAAAGCAGGGCCUUUUAACUAAAGACAAUGUAAAUAUACUGGAGGACAUCUUUAUGAAAGUUUCACGUGAUCUCCUGGAGACAAUAGAUUGCUACAAAAAGGCAAAAGAUAACAAGGCAGCUAAUUUUACACAAGUCUUCCCUGAAUUAAACCUGCAGCCGCGUGGAGAAUUCAGCAAUGCACAAAAUGAAUCCAAGACUAUGACAAGCUACAAAAUGGAUGGGCCACACAGAGGAUUCUGUCUCAUUAUUAAUAAUGUUGACUUCAAUAGUUGUCAGAGGAAGGGUUCUUGCAAAGAUGCUGACCAGCUGGAGAGAGUAUUCACGUGGCUUGGUCUGGAUGUGAAGACGUACACAAAUCUGACAUCUGAGGAUAUUAUAAAUCUCAUGGAAACUUGGCAGCAUGUGCAAGAUCACAAAGACAGGGACUGUUUUAUAUGUUGUAUUCUAUCUCAUGGAAGCUCAGGAGCAAUCUACGGGACAGAUCACAAACUCGUGUCAAUCCGCGUGCUAAUGUCCCACUUCACUGCCAAACAAUGUCCCCAGCUGGCUGCAAAACCCAAACUCUUCUUUAUCCAGGCAUGCCAGGGUAACAGUAUACAGCGUCCUGUCUUCCUUGAUGCUGAUGGACCAACUCCUGACUCGUCUGCCGUGCAAGAGAGAGUUUCUUUUUUUGAAAGUAUUCCCGAAGAGGCUGAUUUCCUCCUGGGCAUGGCCACAGUUGAUGGAUGUGUUGCUUUCCGGCACAUUGAGGAGGGUGCUUGGUAUAUUCAGUCCCUCUGCAGCAAGCUACAGUUGUUGGUACCAAGGGGUGAAGAUAUUUUGUCAAUUCUUACAGAAGUUAAUGAAGAUGUGGCCAGACGUAUUAGCCCUUCAGGGACAAAGAAGCAAAUGCCCCAGCCAGCAUAUACAUUGAGAAAAAAAAUUAUAUUCCCAAUACCUAUGGCCCCUCCUCCUUCAGAGCAACAUUGAGGCUUUUAAAACCCAUCAUUUUAUCGUCUCAUUUAAAUGCAGUUCAUCACACUACCUGUUUUAAGACACUUAGCCAAAACCCUGAGGAUCUGUUAGCUUCAAUGCAAGGUCUCAUAAAUUUUUUGUCAAACAAACUGGGACUGGAGGAGAUGCAGUUAAAACAAUCCAUGUGCCAGCUAUUUACAUCAUAUAUAUUUUCAGAGUUAUCAGUGUUGGAAGAACCACACUUCUGUCAUGUUAAACAUUUUUGUAUGUGCAUAGGCUGCAGAUACAAAGGUUUUUCCUGGCAGCAUAAGGAUUGCAUGUCAGCUCUCAUAUUUAAACCAGGAUUGUUAGUCGUCAUAAAUCAUGUUUUAUUUUGCAGGCUAACAAUUUUAAAUCCUGUUUCUAAAUCCACUAGCUAUGUUGAUAGAGAGAAAAAAGUGGGAAUGAAGAGAUAAAACCUGAAGUAGUAAGUGGAAAAGGAUUUCUUCAAUCUCUAAUGAAAAUUACAUUUAACUUAAUAAAGAACCAGUUACCAACUGAAAUCAGCAAUUUCUUCCACAGUGCACAUGGAUACCCUGAAAUGGCUGACAUAAACUUCACGUACAAUGAAGUUUUCCAAAAGUGAAUGAAGCCAAAAUGCUGCUUAUUAUUCCCUCUGUGAAACCCUGUGAACGGUUAUUUCCCCAUAAUUUCUGAGAAAAUUUAGGGUAGAAGGUUUGCAUGCUAUGAAAUACAGCAGUUACAUUAACUUUGUUAAGCAUUGCAUUUUUUAAUUAUCAUUUGUUGGUUUAGGAUCUUCAAUGCUACCAGUUUGAGAAGGCUGCUAUAGACUAAGCUGCUAAGAAUUUUUUGAGUUAACUAAAUAAUGCCAUGUUGUUUCAACACUUAUUAUGUAUGCCUAUGUCUUUCCUGUUUGUUACCGCAUUAAAUUCAUACUUUUUAAGAGCUUAGUGAGAUAAAAAUUUUGUAUUGGGGUAAGGGUUUAUCUUUGUUUCUGACAGAUUCCUACACUUUGUUGGGCUGCAUGAAUCAGUGAGGUUUCAACUGGUUCAGGGUUUAAGUUGAAGUGAAACCUUAUCAAAAUACUCAUUGUUAUAUAUGAUUAGCAAUACCUUAGGGUGAAGAUAGGAAAGAGUACUGUCCAGUGCUAUUGGGUGCAAUUUCUGGCUUGCACUAUUUUUAGGAGGGGAGUUUUGCAUCAUACAGACCAUUG